Passer domesticus (house sparrow) is the source of this 5992-nucleotide messenger RNA. RefSeq names its product ring finger protein 144A (gene RNF144A). Gene Ontology annotation, molecular function: zinc ion binding; ubiquitin conjugating enzyme binding; ubiquitin protein ligase activity. The coding region runs from base 481 to 1359 and encodes 292 amino acids. Gene Ontology annotation, cellular component: Golgi apparatus; cytoplasm; ubiquitin ligase complex. The record is from RefSeq and is a predicted model, not a curated record. NCBI's taxonomy places the organism in Eukaryota, Metazoa, Chordata, Aves, Passeriformes, Passeridae. The transcript has 9 exons. Gene Ontology annotation, biological process: ubiquitin-dependent protein catabolic process; positive regulation of proteasomal ubiquitin-dependent protein catabolic process; protein polyubiquitination.
GGCGCUGUGCCGGGAGCGGCGCCGGGCUGCGCGGCGGGAAGCGCGGCCGCCGGCGGAGCGCCGCGUCGGGGGCGUAAUGACAGCGGCAGCUCGCCCCGAGUGUGCUCUGUCUUGGGGUUUCUAUAAACGAGCGAAUUCGUCUCGAAAGAGUCCACGCUCUGGAGUGCGGUAGCCAUUCUUCGGGGAGGGGGAAAUAAUGAGUGCAGGGGUCUGUGGAGUGCCACCCCCAGCCAGGCUCGCAGUGCGAGAGGAGUGGGCAGCCUGGGAGAAACCGGAUCGUUUGGGUUGCAGGGCUGGAAGGAGUAGGAGCAAGGCUCGGGUUUUCCUUCCCGGAGCUGAAGUGAUGUUGCCGUUGACUUUCUUUGAGCUGUUGGAAGAACCCAUAGGCUUGUCUAACACUAUCAGAAUUGUAGACUGGUUGGUGCUUUCUCAUGGGAUCCCUGUGACUGACAACGGAGAGAUUGUUGUGACUGCUCUGCAAUGACUACAGCAAGAUACAGGCCUACCUGGGACUUGGUACUUGACCCAUUAGUGUCCUGUAAGCUCUGCCUUGGUGAAUACCCCGUGGAGCAGAUGACAACAAUAGCACAAUGCCAAUGCAUCUUCUGUACCCUGUGCCUAAAACAGUAUGUGGAACUUCUGAUCAAAGAAGGUCUAGAAACAGCAAUCAGCUGCCCUGAUGCUGCCUGCCCAAAGCGAGGUCAUCUGCAAGAAAAUGAGAUUGAGUGCAUGGUUGCAUCAGAAAUCAUGCAAAGGUAUAAGAAACUACAGUUUGAAAGAGAAGUGCUUUUGGAUCCAUGCCGGACUUGGUGUCCAUCCUCUACGUGCCAGGCAGUUUGCCAGCUCCAGGAAUCAAGCCCACAGGACCCUCAGCUGGUCCAGUGCAAAGUGUGUGACAUUGAGUUCUGCUCUGCUUGCAAAUCUAAUUGGCAUCCGGGUCAAGGCUGUCAAGAGAGCAUGCCAAUCUCUUUUCUUCCAGGAGAAACAAGUUCAGUUUUCAAAAUGGAAGAUGAUGAUGCUCCAAUCAAACGCUGUCCAAAGUGUAAAGUUUACAUUGAACGAGAUGAAGGCUGUGCCCAAAUGAUGUGUAAGAAUUGCAAGCAUGCCUUUUGCUGGUACUGUCUGGAAUCUCUUGAUGAUGAUUUUCUCCUUAUACAUUACGACAAAGGACCUUGUCGAAACAAGCUGGGGCACUCCAGGGCAUCUGUUAUCUGGCACAGGACACAGGUGGUAGGCAUUUUUGCAGGAUUUGGUCUUCUACUUUUGGUGGCCUCCCCUUUCCUUCUACUUGCUACACCAUUUGUUCUGUGCUGCAAGUGCAAAUGUAAUAAAGGAGAUGAUGACCCUCUACCUACCUAGACUGAGAGAAGAUUGGACUCAUCACAACAUGUUUUGAUUUCAUUGUUGCUGUUAUGUUUCCCUCUUGCACUUACAUUGCUGUAGCCUUACUUGCCCCAUUCUGCUUUUUGUUGACACAGUCUUGAUUCCAGGAACUGUUGUUACUACUGUUGUACAGAUGACUUGAUAACAGACAAGGAGAGUAAUAGAAGGCAAGUUUUGUGCUAAAGGGAGACUACAGACCAGGGUAGCUAUCUGAAAUUAAGAGAUGAUACUGCUAAAAAUAAUGCAAAAGGUUGGUGCUGCUCUGCUGGUGGACUGGGGACUCUACUGAAUGACAUCAGCAAACCAAGCUGAGAAAGCCUACAAACUUCUGCAUAUCUGUUUGCUUCCAAAUUUGGUGUCUUAUUCCUGCAUAUGUUUGAGUUGACUGUCAUUUAAAUCUGAUAGUCUACUUUGUGUGACUUUAUUACACAUCUGAUUUUGUUAAAGCCAUCACAAAGUCCUUUUUAGUACCUAUUUUUUCCAAGUAUAACAAAAUUAGUAAGGUGCAUAUAGGCCAUCCUAUGCCUUUCUUGAAAUCUGGGGAGGAUCAGAGGGACAAAGUUGGUCCUGCUGCCUUCCACAAAUUUUAUAAAGUCUUAUAAGAAAUUUGUUUGAUUAAAAGCUACAUUUUAAAAUUAAUUGAUGAAGCUGUAAGGUUGAGUGGUGACACAAACCUGCUAUUUAAUCAAGUUUCUUUUAAAAAUACAGUGAUGGUAUUGCUUACCCCUGGACCACUAGUGUUUUUCUGAAUUAUUUUUUGCUAUUGUUUAGGGUUCUGCUACACUUAUAGGGCUAUGUAACUUUUAAUCCAGGUAUCUUAAUCUUUUUUAUAGAUACAUAGAUAUAUAUAUAUAUAUAAAAUCCUAUUUAAACCAAAUGUGUAAAUAGCUGUGCUAUUGAAUUAUUUUGGAAAUUCAGAAUAGCUUGCUUCUGUCUUUAGGACAAUUAAUAAAAAAUACAGGACUAACUUUACUGUUUAGCAGACUUUUGGGUUAUCAAUGAGUCUUUCCUUUUAAAUACAAAAAUACAUCAUGGUUAUCCAUGUAGUUAAUAUGAAAAUGCCUGGGAUAUUUGUGGAAGUUGUGCUUUGCAUUUAUAAACUACUUAGCCCAUUUUCAGAGAUAGUAUUGUAUAAUAUGUGGUGUAUUGUGCUAAUAACAAUACUGUGACAAAAUAAGUUUUUAUUUGAAAACUAAUCACUUGAUAGUUUUUCAUAAUUCAGUGCUCUGUUUUCAGGGUAGUAAAGUGUGCUAUUCAACAUACUACAUCAUUGAGGUUUCUCUUUAGAAAUUUUGUUUUGAAAACCAUUUUGCUCUAUUUUAAAGCCAACAAGAAUUUGACUAAUAACUUCUUGCCAUUAAAUGUGAAGCAUUUGUGUAUGUCUGUAAUAUGAAGGAAAACAUUCUUUUGAUUGGCUUGAGGACUGAAGUUUUAUUGCAUUUUUUCUUCAUCAUUUAUUUCUGCCAUUAGCAAUGUAUUGACAUGGAUGAAUAUCUUGAAGCCAGGAUAACUUUACACUGAAAAUGUCUUAAGAUCCUUAAAUGUAUCUGCUUCUGGCUGCUGUCACAGGCUGGGAAUGUUUUCAUAGCUCAGCCAUCAAAAAAUUACUCUUUAUUGGCUUUUGGUUUACACUGUGUAUUUGUUAAAUAAAAAUAUUGUAGGGCACAAUUUUGAAAAGGCCAAUUUCUUUUUAUAAAACUAUUCUUCUCCCUUAUCUUCCAAGUUUAGUGCUAACCAAAUUCAAACUGUAUCAAACCAUAGAUUUUAACUCUCAUAGAUUGUCUGCAAUUCACUUACUUGGUUUGAUUUUAAUGAGUUAUUCACAUUCUCUGUAAUGUGAAUAAAAAGGAUAGCUUGUUUCCAGCAAAUCUGAACUCAUGAUAUCUUCAGAUUGUUUAUGGCAAUGCACAGUUCAGAUCUUUUGUUAUCUGAGUAUCUUCAGUAUUUUGGCUAUCUUGGUUAUUAAAAAUUGCUUAAUUGUUCAAAAAUACCUGUAGGGAAGCCUGGUAGUGCAUUUGAUCCCUGUUUGCCAGCUUCCAGGGAUGUGUGAAGCACUGCUGAGUUCAGCAGGCAGGGAGCUGCUUCUCUCCUUCUGGCAUCAGCUCAGUCCAUUUCCCAGAGGGAUCCCAAGCCAUGCACCUGAGUUAUCCUGAGUCAUACCUUCACUGUCUAGAAUUAGUGGAAACCCUUCUGCAAAGGACAGCUUCCUGAAGGUUAGCUUGAGCUAUGGCCCUUCCUCCCUGGCCCUGUACUCCUGUUUGACUGGAGAAAAACCUAGACAAUAGGAUGUAAAGACUUCAUGGGUUAUUAAAUUUCUAGUUGGAGCACUGAGGGGUUUUGCUGUAUUGUGGCUGUGACUGAUGACGAAUUCUCCUACUGGGAUCAUAGUGAACAGGAGAGAUUCACUGGCCUGUGAACAGUAUUGAGUGUCCUGGUGUGAGGAGGUUUAUUUUCUCUGUGCCUUUCUUAGAGAACGUAUGUUGAAAUACAGCAAAGCUUGACUUUUCCAAAGUGCUGUGCGGCCAGUUAAUAAUCUAUGUUGGAAUUAUUGAAUUUCCAGAUUUAAAAGCAAAAAGAAAGAUAAGUUCUUUGCAAAUACAGAAAUUUAAAAAUUAUAAUUUAUAAUUGAUACUCACAGCUAACAUUAUAUGCAAUCAGAAAACUGUGUCAGUGUAUCUUUGAUCUCAACAUACUUGAAUUGCUACUGGUGAUUUUUAUGACACAGUUCUUGUUUCACAUCCCAGCUGUUGGAAUAGACUAUAUGCCUACAUAUAUUUACCAAAUACCCAGUCUUUUCAGGUUUGCUAAAUGUCAUUCCAUCUGUAUUCUCGGGGAUUUUUUUUGCUUGUUUUUAUGGUUGCUAAUAUUAUUAUUAUUACUGUUAUUAUUUUUAAUGCUGAUUUGGUUCCAAAGUAGCAACUUUUCAUGGUGAUAUAUCAAGGUGCUUUUAUGUUACAGCUUAUGUUGAUACUGUGACAUUUAAUACCCCAAAAACUCAAUUGUAAAUACAUAAUUUUAAGCUCUGACAUUUAAACCCCCUGCCAUGGGAAAAAGAAUGUUUGUUUCUUUGUAUUUUCAAAUUAAAAUCUGUUACAGCAGCUAUGGCUUUUUGGAUUUGCACCAGAAAAAUAAGUAUCACAGCAUGAUUUCUGCUGCAUUUUUAUGGUUAUGCUAUUAUUUAGGGGGUUUGUAUUCACACAGAAUCAUAGAAUAUUCUGAUUUGAAAGGACCCACAAGGAUCAAGUCCAGCUCUUGAGUGAAUGAUCUGUUCAUAAAUGCUGUUUAAUGGAGUUUGUACCAGUACAUCAUCUGCAUGUUCUUCUGGGGUGUCAUGUGGUGUCACGUCUCGGGAGUGUGAACCCACUCCAGAGGCUGUGCAUCUCCCUAGCCUUGCCAUUAGCUGGGCUGGAGCCAGUCCUGAGAGAGAUCAGGAGCACAGCCCACUUCAUCUUCCAUGGUGGUAGUGUUGGGUUUUGCCCUGUGACAUUGGCCAAGUCACUUACCGCCUUUUAUCUCAAUUUAACCAUCUUUUAACUGAAUGGACCAGUGUUUACCUCAGGAGAGCUGUGAGGACAAAUUCAUUGGUUUUGAGGCUCUUGAAAAGAUUGUGAAUGAUAAACAAUUAUAUAUAAAAGAUUACUGUAGUUUUAUGUUAAUAUUUCAGUUUUAUUCAUGUUGGCAUUCAUCCUGAAGCCUCCUACUACUGACUUUAGCAUGUCAAGAAUUUAGGAUACUUUCCCCCACAUACUAAGAAGCACGAUCUUUCUUCAGAUACUCUGGUGCAUAAAUUAGGCAAAAAUCCCAAAUAAAAGCAGACUGAAUCAACUCGCAGUUUACAGCUGAGCUCCUGACAUGCAGAAAACAAUCAAAAUUAGUGAAUACCUCUCAUUUAUGGAGCUGACAGGAUAAAAUAUCCAUAGGUGAGAAAAAUACGAAGUGUUUUAUUUUAAAAAUUGUUAUGGGCAGGAAAGAUUUGAAUGAAGUUCUGUGCAUUUCAUCUGUAGACCUUUUACUGUAUAGGAAUAAAUAUUUUUAAUGCAGGCCAUUAUCAUUCCAGUGAGGUGCAGCAUGCAUAAACCUUUUUGCAGGUUUGCUUUUUUAAAACCAAAGUUUGUACAUUUUAUGUACAUAAUCUAAAAGCCUGAGGAAAACAAGUAAAUUACAGUUGUUGAUGACAGUGAUACUAAGGACAUCAAAAAAGCCUGUAUCAGCCCUUAAUUGCUAAUGCACUUGUACUAAGUAAGGCAUGCUGUUUGUGUUUAGAGCCCUGUGGUCUUCAUUAUUGCUUUGAUUUGUGUAUAUCUUACAAGAAUUCCAGGAACAUUAGGUACAGGUACAUGGUACAUAACUGAACCUUUCUUGAUCAUUUUAUUAUGAUGUAUUUUAAACUUGUAUAGGGAUAAGCAUGAAGGAGUCAUGCAUAUGUAUAAAUAAUGUAUUUGACCAGUGUAAAAAUAGUUCUGUUGAUGUAUUUGAAAUGUAAGUGCAUUUUGUGCCACUAACACUGUGAUGUAUAAAGGAGCUGUUGAAUGCCUUUUAAUGUGGUGUUUUGUACUUUGAAUCAUAUUGGAGAGUUUAAUUUGUAAUUUCAAUAGAUAUUUUAAAUGAA